This is a messenger RNA of Ylistrum balloti, 1698 nucleotides long. RefSeq lists its product as uncharacterized. The transcript is spliced from 4 exons. NCBI's taxonomy places the organism in Eukaryota, Metazoa, Mollusca, Bivalvia, Pectinida, Pectinidae. The coding region runs from base 258 to 773 and encodes 171 amino acids. The record is from RefSeq and is a predicted model, not a curated record.
AUUACAGAGUGAGAGUCAAAUACCCUCACAUUAUACCAAGAAGGACAAAGCAUUCAGCUUGUUAACGGGAUGUAUUAAAGCAAUGAUGUUAAACGCGGGUGUUAAAUAAAGUUCAAGCGUUUGUCUUCAAACCAGGUCAGUGCCACACUGUUUACGUUUAUAUUGGCGUUGUGUAUUUCUGAAGAGGCGUCUGCUUCAAAUAACACGUACGCACAGUUUUAAAACACGCUGACGGAGGAGCAAGUGUUUAUCCUAAGAUGGCCGAAUCUUCACCAGAACGCUUCAAUGUCGUUGUGGCUAUGGACGGAAGUGAAUACGCCAAGUUUGCAUUCGAUUGGUACGUGAAAAAUGUUCAUCGACAUGAUUUCCAUGUGAUUUUGGUACACGUGAUGAGCAUGGAAAGUGCAGUUCACAACGCUGAGUGGUACAAACCAAAUGCAUCUCCGCAUGGAUAUGACACGAUGCUCCUAAAGAAACUGAUAGAAGAAGAAAAGGAGAGGAUCAGAGAAAAGCUGCAGGUGUUUGGUGAGCUACUGAAACAGGCAGGGAUAGAGGGAACCGUGAAAAGCGUUCACGCUGAAAAACCCGGUGCGGGCAUUAUUCAAGCCGCUGAACAGUGCCAUGCAAAUAUGAUAGUAACAGGAUGCAGAGGGCUCGGAAAAGUACGCAGGACACUUAUGGGUAGCGUCAGUGAUUAUAUUGUGCAUCAUUCAGCAGUACCAACAAUGGUAUGUCGACAUCCAGACGAUGAACAUAAACAUGGCAAAAAAUAGUCCCAGGAAGAUGUUAAUGAAGUGUAUCUAGGAGUAAAAUAGCAAUAUGUAAUUGGUGUAUUUAACAGAAUGUUAUAUAUUGUAUUGUGUAUUCUUAUAAUACAGACACAUUUAUCUACGACCCAACAAAGUGUUUGUGUAUCGUUUUAAGUUAUGCUAAUGUCAUAUGUGUUCAAUUUUAAUGUAUACUUUACAGGCAAAUGUUUCCUUCAUCCCAUGAACUAGUAUAUUUGUACUUGUGCGUGUUAUAUUUGAAACAGUCGAUAUCUAGAUGAAGUAAUACAACACCUAUCCUGCAAAAGUAAAGAUACAGAUUUGCUUGGGACAUAUCUUAACUAUCAGAUAGAUUUAAAACGUCCAGAAGAUUAACAGAUAAGAGCUGUGGUACUGGCAAAUUUGGUAAAAACAAACGAGAUUCAUUAGAUAAUAUCGGUCCAUAAAAUUACCGUCACCUGUUUUCACUUAUCGUAAUAUGUAUUUGCUUCGUAAAUUAUCGUAUACAGAUAUGUAUUUAGUACAUAAGUACCAGUUGCCGCAGGAUAAUUUCCUGUUUAAUUUUUUUAAAUUAGCAUACUCUCAUUAGUAAAUGGAAAUUUUUAAUCACCAAGAAAAGCACUUGGUCCUACCAAUGACUAUUAUUGGAUUAGGACACAGUUGAUUGUCAACAAUUUCUAACCAAGUGUAAAUACAUUCAAACAAAACGCCUUUAAUGUAACAUUGUUUCCUUGACAUUCAACGUUCACAGAGGUAAUGUCUUGUUUACAAAAUGGCAUCGACCAAGACUUAGUAUUAGAAGGUUUUCAUGGUGAUAUAAAACAAUGUAACAAACUAAAUAAAUAUGUUUGCUUUGAUUGAUGUAUGAAUAUGAAAUGUAGUAACUAUACAUCGAUAAUGAAUGUAAUAAUAAAUGUUUUUUCCACUUUCA